AUGUGCGGCCAGGCACCGAAGAAGCCAGUCGUUGCCGACCCUCCACCGCCGCGAGGCUCAUGGCAGCGGCCGCUCCCGAUCAACAACGUGCCGCGGUACCAUGGACCCAUCCACCCCAGUGAUGACCAGAUCGAGGUUUUCGCUGGGAUGGCGCCGCGUGACUUCGAUGCCAUCUCCGACGGCUGGCAUCCGCGCGGCAUCCGCGGCUCCGGCCCACCAGCCGAGGACGGCCCAGACAAGGAGAAGUACGACAAUCUCAUCAAGCAGCUGGAGGACAUGGCUAAUGACCUCGGCUAUGGCGGGGGUGCAGCUACUGCUGGCGGGCUCGACCGCGCCGUGCCGCUCGACAUGGAGCUCGACAGUCCGCUCGGCGACAACUCCUUCAUCACUGAGCUGGAGAGCAAGCACGGCAUCAAGCAUGAGCUGGCCACCAGCAUCUUCAAUGAGGCUAAGGAGCGGCUCGCGAAGAAGGGCACUUCAGGCGGGGUGGCCAUGAUGACGGCUGCCGUUGGUCUCAGCGAGCUGGAGGUCACUCCAGCAGAUUUUGCGCCAGGUCGGGUUGUGGUGCUUCACUGCGGCGGCUUGUGUGCAGGCGGCUUCCUAUGGAUUGGCGUGUAUCUGCAUCACAGUAUUGGACUGGCAGCGGCGAACUGGUCCAUACUAUGCAAUAUACGCAACGUGGUAAAGGAGUUCAACAUGCCCUUCGUCAUUCAAGGUGAUUGGAAUAUCGUUCCAGAGAUUUUGAGAGGCUCUAAGUGGGUUGACAGCUUGGACGCGGUGAUCCUGGCCCCGCAAGAUUGGCAGCAGCGCUGGCAGCAGUUUCAGGAGGCAGCACCGCGCACUGACGUACCAGUGCAUGGCAUGUGGGCGUCUUUCAUCGGCCUGGUCGAGCAGCAGUUUCUCGACAUCUACCAAAUCGACCCUCGGCAGGUUCUGUCAGAGCUCGCCACCUGGGUGGCCAAAGUUGGGCCCAGCAUGGUGGCGAUCGACUCCAUCCAUGUCUCCCAGCGGCGCGAGGCCCACAGCGAGGCCCACGGGGAGCCCUCCGAGAUCCACAGGGCGCAGACCGAGCUCAGCGGCCUCUCGCCCGAGGAGUGCGCGGCCGUGGCUCGCGAGGUGGAGGCCGUCGCGCCAGACGUUGCCGUCGCGUCCAAGGCGCCCUUCGCGCCGAUGCGGCUCGCCGCGACGAUGGACCGCGCCAUGCGCAUUUGCUUCGCUCUGCAGGCGAAGCUGGAGGAGGCGUACGCUGGGGUGCCCGCCCUGGGGAAGGCCCUCGGUAUCGACGAGCACGCGUGCUCGGUCUUCGUGGAGGCGGAGCUGCGCGCCUCCGUGCUGUUCCAGGUCUCGAAGCUUGCGCAGCUGGCCCUGCAGCAGGCCAAGGCGCUGGCGGGGCUGCCGCUCUGGACGGCCAUAUCCCGCUAUGCCUGCUCGGCGCUCCUGUUCCCAGCGGCCACGGCGGGCGUGGUGGUCUUCUGCGAGGAGGCGAGCGGCGACGAGGAGGCCGGAGUGCCUUAUGGUUACAGUGCUCCUUUCGCGGAGCAGUUCUCGGGAAACCAUGCCGAGAAGGCGCCUUUCAGGCCGGGCAUGAGGAGGCGGCUGAACGGCACGGCGGUCUGCAUCUCGGUCUUGGCGCCCUGGCUCCUGUUCACCGUGGUGCUCGGACUGCUGAGCUUCCCCGUCCACUACAACAAUCCUGGAGCGGUCUAUCUUGCAGUAGUGCUUUGUUUUGCGGCCGUCGCCUGGGUCGCGUUCUACGCGUACAUCCACAGGACGACGCGGAGUCACUCCCCCGAGCACGAACCUAGUUGGCUGUUCUUCCUCACGCUUUCGCUGGCGCUCGCGUGGAUGCUCGGCAUCGCCAUGGGCUACCUCAACUACAUCACGAACACGCUGCCGUACCAGCAGAUGACGCACCUGAACAGCUACUCUGAUGUGGACCCUGGGCUCAUGCGAGGCGCACAGCUCAUGGACGCGGGCAGCGUGAUGUUCGCCGAGGGUUCCAUGCUCGACCUGAACAAGUCCAUGGGCUUCAAGAACCAGGAGGUAUACUGCGUUGCGCCCAUCGUUAAGGGAAGCGGGGAGCGGGCCACCUACGACUUCUGGGCCAUCGGCAUAGACUGCUGCUCAGGA
Messenger RNA from Prorocentrum cordatum, 2130 nucleotides. NCBI's taxonomy places the organism in Eukaryota, Dinophyceae, Prorocentrales, Prorocentraceae. The record is from the annotation of a GenBank genome assembly.